CCCUCAGUCGGUUGUAUUCUGAAAGGGGGAGGUCAUGUCUCCUGUCGGUAUUACUGAUGGAAUCCUGUUUGGGAUGGGCAAUCCCCUCCUGGACAUCUCUGCCCAUGGUGACCAGGAGUUCCUGGAUAAAUAUGGUCUGAAGGCCAACAACGCGAUCCUGGCCGAGGACCAGCACAUGCCGCUGUACGACGAGAUGGUGUCCCGCUUCAAGGUCAGCUACGUGGCCGGCGGCGCCACGCAGAACGCCCUGCGCACGGCGCAGUGGCUGCUGAGCCGACCGAACGCGUCCACCUUCUUCGGUUGUGUGGGCCGGGACGCCACCAGUGAGAAGCUGAGUGAUGCGGCCAGGGCCGACGGCGUCAACGUGGUGUACCAGUACAACGACAGCACACCCACCGGGCGGUGCGCGGUGGUGGUGACGCAGGGCGGCCAGUGUCGCUCGCUCUGCGCGCAUUUGGCAGCCGCUAACUGCUUCACGGCCGCCCACCUGGAGGACACCGCCCACUGGGCGCUCGUGGAGAAGGCGCACUACUUCUACGUUUCGGGCUUCUUCCUCACCGUGUCCAUCGAGUCCAUCCUGAAGGUUGCACAGUUCGCCGCCAAGCACAACCGCGUCUUCAUGAUGAACCUCAGCGCACCGUUCCUCUCGCAGUUCUUCAAGGACCAGCAGAUGAAGGCCUUCCCCUACGUUGACAUCUUGUUCGGAAACGAGACGGAAGCGGCCACGUUCUCCGCCGAGCAGAACCUGGGCACCACUGACAUCAAGGAGAUCGCCCUGAAGGCGGCCGCCCUGCCCAAGGAGAACACCAAGCGCAGCCGCAUGGUGGUGUUCACGCAGGGCGAGCUGGAGGUGGUGGUCGCCCUGGACGGCAAGGUGCAGACGUUCCCCGUCGGAAAGGUCGACGAUGUUCUGGACACCAACGGCGCUGGUGACGCCUUUGUUGGAGGGUUUCUGGCGCAGUACAUCCAGGGCCGGCCGCUGGAGGUGUGCGUGCGCUGCGGCGUGUACGCCGCCCAGGCGGUCAUCCAGUGCGAGGGCUGCACCUUCCCGGAGCGGCCCGAGUUUGUCGAGUAGCCGCGCGCGGCGGUGGCGGAAGAUCGGCGGCUCGGCGGCUCGGCGGCUCGGCUCGACCCGACUUUGGCUGGCGGCCCCGCGGCUCGACGUCGGCCGAGCUUCUGGCGGCUCCGGAUCGACUCCCGGGGGGCAGGGGGGGGGGAGCUGGCCAGAAGAUAGUUUGGGGGAGACGUUGAGCCGUCUCCUGGUCCCCUGGUGCGGUGCGGCACGUCAGGAGGCGUGUCCUGGUGCGAUCGGGGCUCGUCCUGAGUCACGCGUGAUGCCAGGCUGAUGUCCUGCUGCCGCCUGUUGUGAGGUGCACUAUGACUGCACGUCACGGACAGCAGUCAGGAGACACCUCCUGACGUGGGGCGCCGCAUCAGGAGCCAUCACCACGCAAUACAGCGCCUUCAUCAGCGGGCGUCAGCCCUGCGUCGCAGCUGUUCUCCCCAGGAUGGCUGCUUGACGUCAAAAUUCGACAUUUCACCUUCACUUGGACAUUCGAGGGACGUUAAUGGGUUACGAAUGGGUUUUGUUAUGCUGUUAGGAAGUAAGUUUUAACGUUUUGGCUCCGCGUGGACAGUGACGCCACUGCACUCAGCUGACUUCGGGGCGUGGCCUGCGCGCUGCCGUGACCGCAUUUGAUGCGCGUGGGGCCGACUGGGCGGGGGUUCCUGGCGGAUGCGUGGCGAUGCUGCAACGGCCAGCGCUGCGCCGGCUGGAAGCGGAGGGUGAGGGCGGGCGCGUCCUGUGCCCAUAGCUGGAGGCAUUUGCAUGACGGGCGCGGGGAAUACUUCUGGGUGGGGGCUGGGUGGUGGCACGCGUACCGUCUCUGGGAUAUUCGCACCGUACAAUAAUCUCUGUUCCGUGCAAUGCCACGUGCGUAAUACGAUGUGAGUGCUAGCGACUGCAGGGCUCAAAGGUGUUCGGGGCUGUUCAGCCACGUGUGACGUCUUGCGCUGCGUUCUGGCGGACUGCACUGGUCUUCGGCAGCAGUCGUAGACUUCUCAGACUUUUUAGACUUCUGUCUUACUCACUUCUCAGACUCGUUCAGACCUCUCAGACUUGUUCAGACUUCUCAUACAUCUAAGACUUGUUCAGACUUAUCAUACAUCUAAGACUUGUUUGGACUUCUGAUGCAUCUCCGACUUGUUCAGACUUCUUGUACUUCUCAGACUUAUUCAGUUUUGCCCAGACUCGGCAGCAGUCUCGGGGCGCGUUGUCUGUGUGACUGGACGUAUCGGGGCCACUUCAUGCGCGGUUCCGUCCCUACGCCUCAAAGAACCCGGCAUCAGCUUGUCACGUGAUCUUGACCAAUGUCCACACGCACUGUUUGGCCCCAGCGGCGCAUAAUUAACUGCAGACGGACUGUUGUAUUGUUACCAUAUCCCUUACCUCGUCUGGCAUUUUCAAGGGACCCCAGGUAUUUUGGCGUAUUCGCGAGGUGUGCGCCGCGCUGGUGCUGAUCGCCCGCGCGCGCUUCGGUUGCUGUUGGCCCGGCUGUUGCAGACAUUUUCCAGAGGCAGGCGCUUCGUUUGAUGCGUUGACACAAGCGCAGAUCGAGAAAGUGCCUUACCUCAGCGUCGUCUGGUGGUUUUCGUGGUGUUUUCGGCAGAUUUGUGCGGAGAAAACUGUGAGAUUGCACCGCAUUUUGGAGCGUGCGUAUCACGAUGGCGUUUUUCUGCUUGCGCAUGUCACUAGCUGGUGCACUUGUACGCUGGGUGAACUGGGGCGAAACUUGGGCAUUUUUUCUCCAAUACAUUCCCGUUAUAUCCUUUUUCUACCUCCCCAGACUCCCGAAACAUCCUGCUACAAGAAGCCCUGCCAUAUUGGCUUAGUGCGGCAAGUGAAACUUCAUACCAUGUAACCCGCAUUUUUAUUUUGUUUGUUUGAAUAUAGCAGGAACGCAGACAACCGGCGCGCGUGGUGAUGCUGUGGGCGAAGAGCAUGCGACAGCCUUCCUGAUCAACUGAUCCCUGAAGCACCCAGUGAGUUGGCCCAAACCGAGGGGGGCCAGGCUUUUACCAAUAUACUCAGCGCGGGAUA
This is a messenger RNA of Pollicipes pollicipes, 3100 nucleotides long. RefSeq names its product adenosine kinase. Gene Ontology annotation, biological process: purine nucleobase metabolic process; purine ribonucleoside salvage. NCBI's taxonomy places the organism in Eukaryota, Metazoa, Arthropoda, Thecostraca, Pollicipedomorpha, Pollicipedidae. The transcript has 8 exons. Gene Ontology annotation, cellular component: cytosol; nucleus. The record is from RefSeq and is a predicted model, not a curated record. The coding region runs from base 35 to 1075 and encodes 346 amino acids. Gene Ontology annotation, molecular function: adenosine kinase activity.